GUUGAACUGACCGACCCGGAAGGGUGGAUGCUCCCGGCUGGAGAGAAAGGAAAGCCCGGUGGCGGGAAGUUUUUACCCGAGCGCGGCUGACAGCGAAAGAAAUUUGGCUCUCCAAUUCAGUUUUAGAAUGGCAUCCAUUUCAGCUCUAAGUGAGGAAUUGGAUGCUAUAACCAAUGAGCUACAUGCAGUAGACAUUCAAAUUCAAGAACUUCUAGAAAGGCAACAGGAGUUGAUUCAGAAAAAAAACGUCCUAACAAAGAGAAUAAACCAGUGUUUAGAGAAUUCUGACUCCGGGGAAAGCAGUGCGUGUGAUUCUUCACCUGCUUCUUGGAAUAAAGAAGAUUUUCCGUGGUCUGGUAAAGUUAAAGAUGUUCUGCAAAAUGUCUUUAAACUGCAGAAGUUCAGGCCACUUCAGCUUGAAACGAUUAACGCAACCAUGUCUGGAAAGGAGGUAUUUCUUGUGAUGCCGACAGGAGGCGGGAAAAGUCUGUGCUACCAGUUACCAGCGUUAUGUUCAGAUGGUUUUACACUCGUGAUUUGCCCAUUGAUCUCCCUUAUGGAAGACCAGUUAAUGGUUUUGAAACAAUUAGGAAUUUCAGCUACCAUGUUAAAUGCUUCUAGUUCUAAGGAGCACGUGAAAUGGGUUCAUGCUGAAAUGGUAAAUAAAAGCUCCAAGCUGAAGCUAAUUUAUGUGACUCCAGAGAAAAUUGCAAAAAGCAAGAUGUUCAUGUCAAGACUAGAAAAAGCCUAUGAAGCGAGGAGAUUCUCCCGAAUUGCUGUAGACGAAGUUCAUUGCUGUAGUCAAUGGGGACAUGAUUUCAGACCAGAUUAUAAGGCACUUGGUAUCUUGAAGCGGCAGUUCCCUAACGCAUCGCUAAUUGGGCUGACCGCAACUGCGACAAGUCACGUUCUGAAGGAUGCUCAGAAGAUACUGUGUGUUGAAAAGUGUUUUACUUUUACAGCUUCUUUUAAUCGGCCCAAUCUCUAUUACGAGGUUCGGCAGAAGCCCUCAAACACUGAAGAUUUUACUGAGGAUAUUGUAAAGCUCAUUAAUGGAAGAUACAAGGGACAAUCAGGAAUCAUUUAUUGCUUUUCUCAGAAAGACUCUGAGCAGGUUACAGUCAGUUUACAGAAACUGGGGAUUCAUGCCGGUGCGUACCAUGCCAACAUGGAACCAGAGGAUAAGACCAACGUUCAUAGGAGAUGGUCAGCCAAUGAAAUUCAGGUGGUAGUGGCAACGGUUGCAUUUGGAAUGGGAAUUGAUAAGCCAGAUGUGAGGUUCGUCAUUCAUCAUUCAAUGAGUAAAUCUAUGGAAAAUUAUUACCAGGAGAGUGGACGUGCAGGUCGAGAUGACAUGAAAGCAGACUGUAUUUUGUACUAUGGUUUUGGAGAUAUAUUCAGGAUAAGUUCAAUGGUGGUGAUGGAAAACGUGGGACAACAGAAGCUUUAUGAGAUGGUGUCCUACUGCCAAAACAUAAGCAAAUGUCGCCGUGUUUUGAUAGCUCAACAUUUUGAUGAAGUGUGGAACCCAGAAGCGUGUAACAAAAUGUGUGAUAACUGCUGUAAAGACAUUUCAUUUGAAAGGAAGAACAUAACAGCAUAUUGCAGAGAUCUCAUCAAGAUCCUGAAGCAGGCGGAGGAGCUAAAUGAAAAGCUCACACCGCUGAAACUGAUCGAUGCUUGGAUGGGGAAGGGGGCAGCAAAAUUGAGAGCAGCCGGCGUUGUCCCUCCCGCACUGCCUCGUGAAGACCUGGAAAAGAUCAUCGCGCACGUCCUCAUACAGCAGUAUCUCAGAGAAGACUACAGCUUUACAGCUUAUGCUACCAUUUCAUAUUUGAAAAUAGGACCUAAAGCUAAUCUUCUGAACAACGAGGCGCAUGUUAUUACCAUGCAAGUGAAGAAGGCCACGCAGAACUGUUUUGGGAUUGAAUCACCUGAAAGCUGUCAUUCUGAAGGAGCUGAUAAAAAGAUGGAAGAAAAAGGUCCGAGUAACUUCCAAAAGAAGUCUACAAAUGUGUUUCAGCAACCUGACUGUAAGAAGACAGGGGCUAAGAAAAGAAAAAUUGAUGAUGCAUGAAUGUUUCUGAACUUUCCAAGAAAAUAGUUUAUGCAUGCAAGCACCAGUAUUUUUGUAGUUAAUCACAAGUUUAAGGCAAUUUCAUUAACAUUUUAUACCUAUGGAGCUAUAUUUUCAGAAUUUAUCUCUAAAGUAUUGAAGACUUGAGAAUUUGAGAUGUUAGGAAAUUUUGAGAUCAUGAAUUGUAUAAAUUUACAGUAUGAAACAAAGAAAACAUUUUUUAAUGUAAAACCCUUUAAGUGUUAAAUACUUAAGAGCUUAAGUUCAUAUAACCAUCUUAAGCUCUUUAUGCCUUGCUUUAACUAGUUGUAGUUUUUCUUUUGACAUAACUGUCUUUUGAAUACCGUUACUAUACUGAAUAGGCUUAUCACAGAAAGUGAGUAGUUUCAGGUUAUAGUAACAGCUGUUGAAUCCAAGUAGAAAAGGAGUCAAGUGUCAAUAGAAAUAAUAUUAGCAAGUAAGAUACUGCUACAGCUCCAUUUUAGGAAGAUAAAGCUGUAAGCUUCUUGAAAACACAGCCCUCGUUUGACACAAAGACUAGCUCUGGUAUACUAAUCAGAUCACACUGUGGACUAAGUAGAUACUGCCUAGUUCAGUUUGCUCCAAAGAUAAAUAGUAAAUGAAUGUGUCCAAAUUUAAAACACAGAAUACUUAAAGAAUGUUUACAUAAUAAGGGGUCAUUUUUGUAUUAGGAAAAAAAAGUAUCUGUAAAUAAAUUAUCUGAACUGAUUUUGACUUCA
Messenger RNA from Vicugna pacos (alpaca), 2817 nucleotides. It is a transcript of the gene RECQL, whose product is annotated as RecQ like helicase. Gene Ontology annotation, biological process: double-strand break repair via homologous recombination. Gene Ontology annotation, molecular function: nucleic acid binding; ATP binding; four-way junction helicase activity. NCBI's taxonomy places the organism in Eukaryota, Metazoa, Chordata, Mammalia, Artiodactyla, Camelidae. Gene Ontology annotation, cellular component: cytoplasm; chromosome. The record is from RefSeq and is a predicted model, not a curated record.